AUGCCAAAACCCAAGAAGACCGACUCCAAACCCCAACGCACAGCGCCUUCCAACCCCACCGCGCCCGACUGGCCUCCUCUCCGCCCCCUUCUCCCCGCACUCGACCUCAGCCUCACGCCGCUGCUCACCGACCAGAUCUAUUUGAUCCGCAAUUUUCUGUCGGGCUCGCUGUGCAAAAACUACGUCUCGUUUCUCGCGUCAUUACCCCUGACCACGACCCCCGGCAAGCCGAAGAAGGACGAGGCCGUGCGGGUCAACGACCGGUUCCAGAUCGAGGAUGCGCGGUUUGCCGAGAUGCUGUGGAGUGGGACAGCGUUGAAAGAACUGGUGACAGAGCGAUUUACCGAGGAAGACUAUAACGAUGACAGGGAGGAGGAUAGUCGCGAUCCUGCGAUGUCUACUGAACUCGCGCAACGGGCGCGCCAGCUCUGGGGCGGGGAGCCGUUAGGCCUGAACCCGAAUAUUCGCAUCUAUCGGUACUCGGCAGGUCAAUUCUUCGGGCAGCAUUACGACGAAUCCAACUCAAUAACCUUCCCUCCCUCCCCGACAACUCCCAAACCCACACCCGCUCGCACAACCUGGACUCUGCUCAUCUACCUCACUUCGUGCAAUGGCGGCGAAACCAUCUUCUACCCGGACCCAACACGUGCGAACCCCAACCCCACGCCGAUAUCCGUCCCGCCGGAGACGGGGAUGGCGCUAUUACACCGACACGGGGAUCAAUGCAUGCUGCACGAGGGGAAUGAGGUGACAGGGGGCGAGAAGUGGGUGUUGCGAAGUGAUUUGGUAGUUGCGCGGUGA
This is a messenger RNA of Penicillium alfredii, 801 nucleotides long. RefSeq lists its product as uncharacterized. Gene Ontology annotation, biological process: peptidyl-proline hydroxylation to 4-hydroxy-L-proline. The coding region runs from base 1 to 801 and encodes 266 amino acids. Gene Ontology annotation, molecular function: procollagen-proline 4-dioxygenase activity; iron ion binding; L-ascorbic acid binding. The transcript has 2 exons. Gene Ontology annotation, cellular component: endoplasmic reticulum. The record is from RefSeq and is a predicted model, not a curated record. Lineage: Eukaryota; Fungi; Ascomycota; Eurotiomycetes; Eurotiales; Aspergillaceae.